AUGAUUGUGGUUGGAGGGGUGUUUUGGUUGGAGUGGGGGGGGGUUUUGUGGGGUGGGUUUGGUGUGGGGUGGGGUGGGGGGGUGUGGGAGUUUGGGUGGGUUGGUAGGGGUGUGGGGUGUUUGUGUUGGUUGGAGUUUGUGUGGGUGUUUGAAGUAGGGGUAAUUUUGGUGUGUUUGUUGGUUUGUUUUGUGGUGGGUUUUGUUGGGGGGUGGGUUUGGUGUUGGGGUUGUGGUUGUUUGGUGUGGGUUUUGGUGUGUGGGUUUGGUGGUGGGGUUUGUGGGUGGGGUUGGUGGUGGUUUGUGGUGGGGUUUGUGUGGGGUUUGGUGUUGGUUUUUGGUGGUGAGGGGGUUUGGUGGGUGGGGUUGGUGUGUUUGUGUUGUGGGGUUUGGUGUGGGGGGUGGGUGGGGGGGGGGGGGGGGUGUGGGGUGUUGGGGUGGGGGUGGGGUGGGGUUUGUUUUGGGGUGGUUGGGGGGGGUGGGUGGGUGGUGGGGGGGUGUGGGGGUUGGGUGUGUGUUGGUGGGUGGUGGGGUGUGGUGGGGGGGGGUGUGGGGGUUGUGUGUGUGUGGGGGGGUUGUGUUGUUGUUGGGGUUGAUUUGUUUUUUGGGUUGGGGGGGGUUUGGUGUUGGGGUGGUUGGGUUGUUGGUUGGGGGGGGUGGUUUGGUUGUUGGUUGUGGUGGUGGGUGGUUGUGGGGGGGGUUGGGGUGGGGUUGUGGGGGGGGGUUUGUGGUGUGGUGGGGGGUUGUGGGGUGGGGGGUAGUUUUUGGGGGGGGGGGGGGGGUGUGUUGGGGUUUGGGGGGGGGUUUUGGGGGGGUUGGUUGGUGUGUUGGGGGGGGGGUGGUGUGGGUUGGGUGGGGGGUGGGGGGGGGGGGUGUUGGGGGGUGUGGUGUUGGGGGGGUUGUGGUUGGGGGGGUUUUGGGGGGGUGGGUUGUGGGUGGUUUGGGGUGUUGUGUGAGUUGGGUUGUGUGUGGUUUGGGUGUUGGGUUGUGUGGUGUGGGUUGGUGGGUUUUUGUUUGUGGGUGGGGUGUGUGGUGUUUGUGUUUUGUUUGUUGGGGGUGGUUUGGUGUUUGGGGUGGUGUGGUGUUGUUUUUGGUUAUGUGUUGUUAGGUGUGGGGGUGUUGGGGUGGGGAGGGGUUGUGGUGGGGUUUUUGGGUUGGGUUUGUUGGUGUGUGUUUGGGUGGGUGGGGGGGGGGGGGUGGUUGUUUUGUUUUGGAUUUGGUGGGGGGGGUGGGGGGGGGGGGGGUGUGGGGGGGGUGGGGGGGUGGUGUGGUGGGUUGGGUGGGUGUUUUGGGGUGGGUGGUUUGGUUGGUUUGUGGGGUGGGGGUUGGGGUGUGGUUUUGGGGUUGUGGUGGGGUGGGGGGGUUUUGGGGGGGUUUGUUUUGGGGUGUUGUGUGGGGGGUGUGGGUGGGGUUUGGGGUUGGGGUGGGUGUUUUGUUGUGGUUGGGGUGGGGGGGUUGGUGGGGGGGUUGGGGGGUGUGGGGGGUUUGUUGGGGGUUGGUGUGGUUGUGUGGUGUGGUGUGGGGUGGUUGAUUGAUUGGUGGUGGUGUGGGGUGGGGGUGGGGUGGUUGGAUGGUUGGGUGUGGGGUUGGGUGGUGGGGGGUGUGGUUGGUUUUGGAGUUGUGGGGGGGUUGUUUUGGUGGGUGGGUGGGGGGUUGUGGGGGGGGAUGGGGGUGGGUGGUGGUUGUGUGGUUGGUGUGGUUGUGUGUGUGGUUGGUGUUGGGUGGGGUGGGGGUUUGGUGGGGUGUUGUGUGGGGGUGGGUGGGUGGUGUGGGGGUGGUGGUUGUGGUUGGGGUGGGGGUUGUGGUUUGGUUUGGGUGGGGUUUGGGGGGUGGGGUGGGUGUUGUGGUAGUUGUGUGGUGUGUUGGGUGGUGGUGUUGUUUGUUGUGGGGAGUUUGGUGGGGGUGGGGGUGUUGGGUGUUGGGGGGGGGAUUGUUGGGUGGGGGGGGUUUGUUUUUUGGGUGUGUUUUGUGGGGGGGUGUGGUGGGGUGUUGGGGUGGGUGGUUGUUGGUGGGGUGGGGGGGGUGUGGUGUUUGUUUUGUUUGUUUUGGUUUGUUGUGUGGGGGUUUGGGUUGGUGGUGUGUAAGAGGUUGUGUGGUGGUGUGUUGGGGGGGGGGGGGGUUUUGGGGGUGGUGGGUUGUUGGUUUUGGUGUGUAGGUUUGGUUUGGGGGGGGGUGUGGUGGGGUUUGGGGUUUUUGGGGGUGGUGUUAGUUGUGGGGUUGUUGUUUGGGUUGGGUGGUGGGGUUGUGUUGGGUGGUGGGUUUGGUGGUGUGUGUGGUGGUGGGGGGUGGUGGGGGUUUUGUGGUUGUUGGGUGGGUGUGGUGGGGGGUUGUGGGUGUGGUGGGGUUUGUGUGGUUUGGGGUUGUGGGGGGGGGUUGGUGGGGGGUGUUUUUUGUGGGGUGGGGGGGGGGGGGGGGGGGGGGGUGUUGGUGGGGGGUGGGUUGUGUUGGGUUUGUGGGGGGGUUGGGUGUGGGGGGGGGGGGGGUGGGGGGUUGGGGUGUGGGGGUGGUUGGGUGGUUGUUGUGGGUGGGUGGGUGGGUGGUGGGUGGUUGGUGUGGUUUGUGUGGGGUGGGGGUUUGUUAUUUUGUUUGUGGGGGGGUUGGUGGGUGGGGGGGGUGUGUGGGGGGGGGGAGUGUGUGGGGUUUGUGGUGUGGGGUGGGGGUGUGGGGGUGGUUGGGUGUGGGGGGGGGGGGGGGGGGGGGGGGUGGGGUAGUUGGUGUGGGUGGUUGGGUGUGUGGUUGGGGGGGGGUGGGGGGGGGGUGGGGGGUUGUGUUUGUGGGGUUGGGGGGUUGUUGGGGUGGGGGGUGGGGGGUGGGUGUUUGUGGUGUUGGGGGGGGUUGGGGGGGGGGGGGGGGUGUGUGUGGGUGGGUGGGGGUGUUGUGUUUUGGGUGUUUAGUGUGUGGGUGUGGGGGGUGUGUUUGGUUGGGGUUUGGGUUUUUUUGUGUGUUGGGGGGGUUGUGUUUUUUUUUUGUUGGGUGGGGGGUUUGGUUGUGGUUUGUUUUUGUUUGGGGGGUUGGUUGGGUUUGUGGUGGGUGUUUUGGUGUGUGGGUUUGGUGGUGGGGUUUGUGGGGGGUGGUGUGUGUGGUGGGUGGGGUGUUUGUGGUUGUUUAUGUUUUGGGGUGUGGUUUUUGUGUUUUGGUGGGGGGUGUGUGUUUGUUAUUUGGGUGUGGUUGGGGGGGGUGGUGGGGGGGGGGGGUUGGGGGGGGUUGGGGGGUGGGGGGUGGGGGUGGGGGUUGGUUGGGGUGUUGUUGGGUUGUUGGGGUGUGUGGGGGGGUGAUGGGAUGUUGGGUGGGGGGGGGGUGUGGUUGGGGGGUGGUUGGGGGGGUGGUUGUGGUGUGUGGGUGGAUGGGGGGGUUGUGUUGUUUGGUUGGUGGUUGUGUUGUGGGUUAUGUUUGAGUUUGUGUGGUUGGUGUUGUUGUGGUUGGGUGUUGUUAGUGUUGGGGGGGGGGUGGGUUGGUUUGGGGGGGUGGGGGUGGUGUGGAGGGGGUUUGGUGGGGUGGGGUGUGUGUUGUGGGGGGGGGUGGGGUGGGUGGUGGGGUGGGUUUGGGGGUUUUAGGUUGUGUUGGGUUGGGUGUUUGGGGUUUGUUUGGUUUGUUGUUGGGGGUAGGGUGGGUUUUUUUUGUUUUUGGGGUGUGGAGAGUGUGAGGGUGUGUGUGUGUGGUGUGUGUGUGUUUGUUGGGUGUGUGUGUGUGGGUGUGGUAUGUGUGGUUGUGUUUGGUGUGGUUUGUUGUUGUGUGUGUGUGGUUGUGUGUGGUUUGAGGUUGUGUGUGUGUGUGUGUGGUGUUGUUGGUGUUUUGUGGAGUGUGUGGUGUGUGGGUGUGUGUUGGUGUGUGUGGGUGUGUGUGGUUGUGAGGUGUGUGUGGGUGUGUGUGUGUGUUGUGGUGUUGUUGUUGUGUGAUGGUGUGUGUGGUUGGUGUGUGUGUGUGGUUGUGUGGUUUGGUUGGGUGUUGUUGUUUGUGGUUGUGGAUGGGGAUUUGUUUGUUUUUGGGUUUGGGUUGGGGUGUUGGGGGGUUUUGGUUGGUGGGGGUUUGGGUGGGGUGGGUGUGGGUGGGGUUGGGUGGUUGGUUGGGGGGUUGGGGGGGGGGGAGGUGGAGGGGGUGGUGUGUGGGGUGGGUGGUUUGUGUGGGGUGGUGUGGUGUUGGGGGUUGUUUGGGUGGGGGGAGUGGGUGGUGGGGGGUGGGGUUUGUGGGGGGUUGGGGGGGGUUGUGGGGGGGGUGUGGGGGGUGUGUGGGUUGGUGUGUUUAGUGGUGGGGGUAGUUGGUUGGGUUGGUAUUGAUGAUUGGGGGUAUUGGUAUUUGUGGGGUUGUUGGGGUGGGGUGUGGGGGGGGUAUGGGUGGUUGGGGUGGGGUUGGUUUGGGGUGUUGAUUUGGUUUGGGUGGUGGGGAUUGAGUGUGGGGUUUUGUUGGGUUUUGUGUGAUGGUGGGUGGAUUGGUGAGGGGGAUGGAUAUUUGGGGGGGGGGGUGGGGUUGGGUUGUGUGGGUGUGGGUGGGGGGGGGUGUUGGGUUGGGUGGGGUGGGUGGGGGGGGGGGUGGUGUUGUGUUUGUUUUGGUGUGUGGGGUUUGGGGGGGUUGUGUGGUUGGGGUGUUUGUGAUGGGGUGUGGGGUUUGAUUGGUUGGAUGGUGGUUUUGUGGAGGAUGGGGGUUUUGGGUGGUUGUGGUGUUUGUGUUGGUUUGUGUGGGGGGGGUGGUUGUGUUGGGUUUAUUGGUGUUGGGGGGUUGUGUGGGGUGGUGUUUGGGGGGGGGUUUGGGUGGUGUUUGGUAGUUGGGGGUUGUGGUGUGGGGUGUUUGGGUUUUGGGUGGUGGGGUGGGUGUGUGGUGUUUUGGUUUGGGGGGUGUGUGGGUGGUUGGUUGGGUGGUGUGAUGUGGGGGGGGGGGUUUUUGGGUGGUGGGGGGGGUGUUGUUGGGUUUUUUUGUGGUAGGUUGUGUGUGUGUUGGGGUGUGUUGUGUUGUUGUUGUGGUGGGGUGGGGGGGGUUGGGGUGGGUGUGGUUGUGGUGGGGGGUGGUGUUGUGUGGGGUGUUUGUUGGUUGGUUUGUUUGUGUUUGGGUUGUGGGGUUGGGGGUGGUGGGUUGUUUUGUGUGUUGGGGUGGUGGGGGGGGGUUUGUUGUGGUGAUGUGGGGGGUGUGGGUGUGGGUGGUGUGUAUGUGGUUUGUUUGUUGGGUGAGUGUUGUUGUGUUUUGUGGUUGGUUUUGGUUUGUUUGGGGGGGGGUGUGGGGGGGAGGGUUUGGGGGGGUUGGUGUGGGUGGGGGUGGGUGUGGGGGUGUGGGGUUGGGGGGUGGGUGGGGGGGGUUGUUGGUUUUUUGGUGUUGGGGUGGGGUUGGAGGAGUUGGUUUUGGGUAAUUGGUUGGGGUUGUAGGGUGUGGGGGGUGGAUUGGGGGGGGUGGGGGGGGUUGUGGGGGUGUUGUGGGGGGUGGGGUGUUGUGUGUUGGUUUGUGGUUGUUUUUGUUGGGGGGGUUUAUUUUUUUGUUUGUGGUGGGUGGUGUUUGGUUUGGGUUGGGUUGGGUGGAUUGUUUGUGAUUUGUUGA
Knipowitschia caucasica is the source of this 5517-nucleotide messenger RNA. Lineage: Eukaryota; Metazoa; Chordata; Actinopteri; Gobiiformes; Gobiidae. The record is from the annotation of a GenBank genome assembly.